Messenger RNA from Umbelopsis ramanniana AG, 1050 nucleotides. RefSeq lists its product as uncharacterized. The record is from RefSeq and is a predicted model, not a curated record. The transcript has a single exon. NCBI's taxonomy places the organism in Eukaryota, Fungi, Mucoromycota, Umbelopsidomycetes, Umbelopsidales, Umbelopsidaceae. Bases 271 to 987 code for a protein of 238 amino acids.
CUCUUUUUUGCCAUUGGCUGGAUUGAUCAUAAAUUGGGAAUCAGUAAAAUUGAGUUUCAUUGAACAUCCUCUUGUCGUAUCGUAGGGUGACCAAGUCAAAUUAUCAAAAUACCAAACACCUCCGGUAUGAGUCAAUUGAAAAAAUAACGGAGGUGGCAACGCCAACUUGAUGGGCUCUAUUUUGCCAUUGGUCAGUGCACGAUGGCACAACUCAGUACAUAAAGACCAAGGAAGAAGAGACAAAGCAUUCACAACGCAUUCAUUUUUACGAUGAGCAACUCAACUGCAACCCCUCCCCAAUCAUUUGGUGUCCUCCUCUUCCCUGGCUUUGCUCUACUGGAUGUGUGUGGCCCACUGGAAAUGUUGAAUGGUUUAUCUUCUGCUGUUCCAAUAACCAUUUCGUUGAUCGCCUUGGACUCUUUGGAGCCGGUGUCCACCAUGGUUCCAGUUGACUCUUCUUCUGAUGAAACUAAAGAAAAUGUUGAACAGCAACAGCCUCGCACCUUCCAGAGACUGUGUCCUACGCACACGCUCGAUACUUGCCCUCCUUUGGAUGUACUGGUCAUUCCUGGAGGAUUCGGGGUUCCUAAUGCAGCCAAAGACGAGAGAGUCUUGAAGUUCGUUGCCGAAUCUAAAGCACAGACUAUCAUCACCAUCUGUAAUGGUGCUGGUAUUCUAGCUACUACUGGCUUGCUGGACGGAAAGAGGGCCACCACCAACAAGUGGUGGUUCAAGGAAGUCACCAGCGUUCGACAUCAAGUGAAUUGGGUGCAUAAAGCCAGAUGGGUGCACGACGGUCGUUUCUGGACUUCAUCCGGUAUUUCUUCUGGCAUGGACGUGGUUGCUGCUUAUAUACGCGAGACGUACGGUGAGAAAAUCGGCGAACUUAUUCCUGAUAUUUUGGAAUACACUCCAGAGCUUGAUUCUGACAAUGAUCCAUUUGUUGACGCUUGGAAAAAGUAUGUUCCCUCCAACCAAACCAAAUAAAUGCUGCACUGAACUGUAGCGCUAAGAACGUACGAUCAAUGCUUUGCGUGGCCAACUGUUAAU